Molecule: messenger RNA, 768 nt
Organism: Sabethes cyaneus
Lineage: Eukaryota; Metazoa; Arthropoda; Insecta; Diptera; Culicidae
Product: cadherin-99C-like
Exons: 5
Coding region: 125-655 (176 amino acids)
Biological process (GO): homophilic cell-cell adhesion
Cellular component (GO): plasma membrane
Molecular function (GO): calcium ion binding
Source: RefSeq, a predicted model, not a curated record
AAUUCGAAAGCUACUGUUAACUCCGUUCUUACAUUUUAAUUCACACAUAUGUGUAGAAAAUAGUUUCUCGUUUCCGCGCGCUGCCAAUUUUAGGGUUGGCUUACUGUUUUGAAUCAAGCAGAAUAUGAAGUCCUAUGCUCUAAAGUUAGGACCGAUAAUGUCAACAUUUAGUUUUGCUAUCGUGCUUGCUGCCUGUUUUAUUAAAGUUCAAAUGCUUCUUAUAGAUUCUAGGUGCUAUCUAGCAGAAGGGGGAUCAGCGGAGAACUUUUUAGUUAGUGAAAAUGCUACAGUUGGGUCUUUUUUGGGGACAUUAAGCAUCAAUGGUGACCCGAAAACUGACAUCACUCUAUCCUUACGUGAAAAAAACUCGCCGGUGAUGAUAUCAUCGAACUCAAAAAACCUUAUACUAAAUCAACGUUUAGAUAAGGAGGGCUUGGAAGGUCCUUCGUCAGUAUACGUAAAUGUGAUAUGCGACAGAAAAAAUAGUAAUGACCCGAGCUUUCUCAUACCUGUGAAUAUUCAUGUAACUGAUGUGAAUGAUAACUCGCCAAAAUGGAUUGGUGCUCCUUACUCAGUAAAUAUAUCUGAAAAUGCAAUAAUUGGAACCAGAUGCUGUAACAAAUACCUCACAUUUCAAUAUAUUACAAAAGCCUAGCAGUGAAAUUGAGAAACACUUGUUGAUUAAUUCUGAAAAGGCGUUUCAAUGUUCGAUCGGACACCAACCACCUAUCAGCAACAAAGCCUGCUCAUACUGGACCCAGAAUAUUC